UCUUUGCCUAAAGUGUUUAUGACACUUGGCGCGGAGGUUAUAUCGUAAAUAUGGCGCUCGCCAUUACUUGAGACGCGCUACGCGAAUAUCGACGACGUGACUUUUGGAAUCCGUGUUUCAAACAACGUCGCCGAUUAUCGUCGACUAGCAGAAGAGGUCCAAGAUGCCGUCAGGUCACUGCCGAUGCCGCGCAGCGUCGCAAUUCCAUUCGGCUUGAGGUAAAGCGCGAUGCGACGCGUCGCGACGCAACGACGCUGCACGAUGAGAACCCUGUACAGGAUGCUUUUGAUCCUCGCUAUCUUUGCACUGAUAGUACUGCUUACCGUGUCUUAUAACCUUAAGCAAUACGACCAACCGUCCGCGAGUAGGGAGCGCCUGGCGCUCUCGAGGAAGUUCCCGGCGGGCACAUCCGUGACGAGUGAGGUGACGAUAUGUGUAGUGGUGUGCGGAGACAGGUUGCACGAGGCCCUGACCAUGCUGAAGUCGGCGUUGGUCUUCACCAGCAGGCCGCUGCAAUUUAUAAUACUAGCGGAGCAGAAUCUGAUACCGGCCUUCGAUGAGAAGCUAUCGGAGUGGCGGCUCAUAUCUAAUAAGACGUUCGACUUCCUGGUGCGACCCAUCACCUUCCCGGAUGGCAGCGACGUGGCCAUGUGGAAGAAGUUGUUCAAGCCCUGCGCGGCGCAGCGAUUGUUCCUACCGACUGUGUUGAACGACACGGACGCGGUGCUCUACGUGGACACCGACACCCUGUUUCUGGCACCUCCGGAGAAGAUCUGGGACGAGUUCAAGAGAAUGAACUCCAGCCAACUGGCAGCUCUCAGCCCCGAGCACGAGGACCCCAACACCGGUUGGUAUAAUCGAUUCGCCAAGCAUCCAUAUUACGGCAAACUUGGCGUCAACUCGGGAGUGAUGCUGAUGAAUCUAACGAGAAUGCGGGAGUUCCGCUGGACGGACUAUGUGAUUCCCAUUCACAAAGAGUACAAGCUGAAGAUAACCUGGGGCGACCAGGAUAUCAUCAACAUAAUCUUCCACUAUCACCCGGAGAAGCUGUACGUGUACUCGUGUCGGUACAACUACCGGCCGGACCAUUGCAUGUACAUGUCGGUGUGCGCAGAGGCGGAGAGAGAGGGCGCCUUGGUCCUGCACGGCUCCCGCGGCACGUUUCACUCGCAGAAACAGCCGCCCUUCAAAGCCGUGUACCGGGCCAUGCAAGAGUAUCAGCUGAAGACGGACCCGUACGACGAGCUGCUCAUACCGAUGAGGAAUUACCUGGCGAUGGAGGACAAGUCGAACUGCGGCCGCGUUUCAAAAGUGUUCAUCAUCCAGCCGGAACUGCAUCUGGCUGCUCGUAACUUUUAAAACGUCUUUCACGUUUAUAUCGAAAUUACGUAUGCUCACGUGCGCGAACUUUUUAUCUUUAUAUCCCUUUAUAAAACUUUUUUAGAUGCUCGUUUUGUUAAUUGAUACGGAUAUAUUGAAACAAUAACGAAUAGGGUAUAAGAAUUUGUACGUACUUUUGGCUGUAAACGUAAUAUUAUCUGCGCUCUUCCCGUCUCGGAAUUCUCAAGAUUUUAGAUUCUAAAAAUACUUAACUACAUAAAUACUUAUGUAUACAUACUUACGUACGUGUCUUAACACAUUAUGGACUGGUGUACUUGAGAAAAGUAACGAUAAAGCAUAGGAGAUGUAUAUAAGCACCCUGCUUAAUUAUAUAAGCAUUUGAACACAAGAUCGUGUACCGUUAAAACAUAUUACGUAAGAAAAGAACGUGUGUAAAUUGCAGUUAACGUUAUUUGAUUAUCUACGUUCACGGGAACUGUACGAAUUUACUGCGGCUUGUCCACAAUGUGUUAAGUCCAAAAGAGCCUAGAGACUCGAGAUUUUGCGCGCAAAUUAGAGAGAAAGAAAGAGAGAGAAAGAAAAAGAGAGUAUAAACGUGUUAUUUCCAAGCGAUUCCAUAUAGACUGAACUUUUUCUAUAGUGCAUUUGAGUUUUUUUGUUGACAAGUGCGCUAUGUUGUUACUGUUUGUACUGUGGUGCGAUGCGAGGAAUAUGUUGUUAUACAUUUGUAUUCGAUACCUUUGGACAAUACUCGAGCGGUGCUGGACGAUCGGCGCUUAUCUUUGGAAUACUCAGCCCUUGGGCAAAAUAUUAUCUCUCGCUGUAUUAAAUACAUUUAACGAGAGCUAUCAUCUGUUUAAGACUUCCAAGAUAUAUUAAUAUAAUGAUAGAGAGUAUGAAACUUGAAAGAGGAAAUGUCAGGUCCAUUAUCAGGAGUAAUUUUUGCUUCCGUAGUUCAGACGGACCUUACACGUGUGUGCAAUCUAUCGAAGAUAAGCUCUGAUCGGGACUAUUUUGAAAGAGACUCACGCCCAAUUUCGAAAAGCUUUCUAAAGUCGGAGAAAACGAUCUGUCUCUCUAUAACGAAAAAUAUUAGACUGUGCUAUUUUCGAAAUAAGCGUAUCUCACAUUUUUAACAGGACAGUAAUUGGUAAGGUUGAGUAUAUGAAUUGUAGUAUUACGCGUAUAAUGAAUUUAUAAAAAUUCCGGCGAGAGUGUGUUCAUAACUUUUACAAUUUUUCUCACGACUUUUUACGAUACUGUUUUGUACGAUACGCAUUUUGCAUCGUUCAACGACCCGGCGGUACGAUGUCAUUUGUGAUACUUUUUUCCAUAGGUAUUGUACAAUAAAGCUUGAAUAAAGGAUUUAUCUAAAUAUAUGAAAUGAA
This is a messenger RNA of Solenopsis invicta (red fire ant), 2729 nucleotides long. RefSeq names its product glucoside xylosyltransferase 1 (gene shams). Gene Ontology annotation, molecular function: UDP-xylosyltransferase activity. Lineage: Eukaryota; Metazoa; Arthropoda; Insecta; Hymenoptera; Formicidae. Bases 229 to 1359 code for a protein of 376 amino acids. Gene Ontology annotation, biological process: protein O-linked glycosylation via N-acetylgalactosamine. The record is from RefSeq and is a predicted model, not a curated record. The transcript has 2 exons.